Messenger RNA from Orbicella faveolata, 813 nucleotides. RefSeq lists its product as uncharacterized. NCBI's taxonomy places the organism in Eukaryota, Metazoa, Cnidaria, Anthozoa, Scleractinia, Merulinidae. The record is from RefSeq and is a predicted model, not a curated record.
AUGGCGCAUCAUCAUGGAUCUCUCUCCCCUCAUGGCUCCUCUGUGAAUGACUACUCAUCUAAGGACACCUACACAUUACACUAUGCCACCUUUGAUCAAGCUCUUGCUCUUGUUUCCCGGCAUAGCCAAAAUGCUCUGAUGGCUAAACUUGAUAUCAAACACGCCUUUCGCCUCUGUCCAGUUCACCCGGCUGACUGGGAACUUGUUGGUAUUCAUUGGGAAGGCCAAUACUCCAUCGACCUUCAUUUACCCUUUGGCUUCCACUCCUCUCCAUACCUUUUUAACCGUCUCGCCUAUGCUUUCGAAUGGAUUCUUAAAAACAAUUACAUGAUUACAGAUCUCAUGCACUAUCUAGAUGAUAACUUCACUGUGGGGCCAUCAAACUCCAAGACCUGUGCUGACAACGUCAAUACUAUAAUCCACAUGGCCUCACACCUCGGGAUUCCUCUGGCUCCUGAGAAGCUGGAAGGACUGACCACAUCACUGAUUUCCCUUGGCAUCUUGAUUGAUGUCACUCAUAUGGAAACUGCCUUACCAGAUGAUAAACUUAAGGAGCUUCUUGCUGAACUUCGGUCUUGGUCGUCUCAUAAAAAGUGCCUUAAGCACGAGUUGCUGUCCCCCAUGGGCAAACUUAACUUUGCUUGUUGCGUCAUCCAUGCUGGGUGCAUAUUCGUGCGUCCUCUUAUUGACCUAAGUACAACUGCUAGGCUCCCCCACCAUCACAUUACCAUGAGUCUCGAUGCUCGCCAUGAUAUCGCCUCCAGGGUGGCAAAGAUUCCUUCCCGCUUGGAAUGGAUGAACGAUUAUUCCUGA